This is a messenger RNA of Elephantulus edwardii (Cape elephant shrew), 540 nucleotides long. Its product is annotated as translationally-controlled tumor protein-like. Bases 1 to 540 code for a protein of 179 amino acids. Gene Ontology annotation, cellular component: cytoplasm. Gene Ontology annotation, molecular function: calcium ion binding. The transcript is spliced from 2 exons. Lineage: Eukaryota; Metazoa; Chordata; Mammalia; Macroscelidea; Macroscelididae. The record is from RefSeq and is a predicted model, not a curated record.
AUGAUCAUCUACCGAGACCUCAUCAGCUACGAUGAGAUGUUCUCCGACAUCUACAAAAUCUGGGAGAUCGCGGACGGACUGUACCUGGAGGUGGAGGGGAAGAUGGUCAGUAGGACGGAGGGUAACAUUGAUGACUCGCUCAUUGGUGGAAACGCCUCUGCUGAAGGCACCGAUUGUGAAGGAACCGAAAGCACAGUAAUCACUGGUGUUGACAUUGUCAUGAACCAUCACUUGCAGGAAACCAGCUUCACAAAAGAAGCCUACAAUAAGUACAUCAAGGAUUACAUGAAAUCAAUCAAAGGCAAACUUGAAGAACAGAAACCAGAAAGAGUAAAACCUUUUAUGGCAGGGGCUGCAGAACAGAUCAAGCACAUCCUUGCUAAUUUCAAAAACAAGAGAUCUAUAUUUCAACAACAUCAGUUCUUUAUUGGUAAAAACCUGAAUCCAGAUGGCAUGGUUGCUCUGCUGGACUACUGUGAGGAUGGUGUGACUCCGUACAUUAUUUUCUUUAAGGAUGGUUUAGAAAUGGAGAAAUGUUAA